Quercus lobata is the source of this 1966-nucleotide messenger RNA. RefSeq names its product protein DETOXIFICATION 46, chloroplastic-like. Gene Ontology annotation, cellular component: membrane. The transcript has 14 exons. The record is from RefSeq and is a predicted model, not a curated record. Bases 81 to 1736 code for a protein of 551 amino acids. Gene Ontology annotation, biological process: transmembrane transport. Gene Ontology annotation, molecular function: antiporter activity; xenobiotic transmembrane transporter activity. NCBI's taxonomy places the organism in Eukaryota, Viridiplantae, Streptophyta, Magnoliopsida, Fagales, Fagaceae.
UGUACUUUGUUCAGUUCCUUAAUUUUUUUAAUUCUCUUCACCUGAGUCAGAGUUUCCUCUGUUUUCUCUGCCUCCAAAAAAUGCAAUUCAAAACCCUAACAUCUCACAGCACUAGUCCUCUCUUCCAAAACCCAACCUUCUUCUUCAACAAACUACCACAACCACCACCACCUCGCUUUCCCAUCCCUCUCUUCCCUUCUAAUUUGUCACUCAUUUCGACGACGAAGAAAAGCUUUCGGAAUCGGAUAGUAACUGUUUCUUGCAUUAGCAAUAACAGAGACAAUGAUAACAAUGGCCCCCGCGAAAUUGAAAACGGCAGUGAUAUUGCCUCUGUUUCGGAGAUUAAGGUAUCGGAAAUGGAGAGUCAGAGUAUAUGGCAGCAAAUGAAGGAGAUUGCGAUGUUUACUGGGCCCGCCACUGCGCUUUGGAUUUGCGGACCGUUGAUGAGUCUCAUUGACACCGCUGUUAUUGGUCAGGGUAGCUCCAUUGAGCUCGCUGCUUUAGGGCCGGCAACAGUUGUAUGUGAUUAUUUGAGUUAUUCAUUCAUGUUCCUCUCAAUUGCUACUUCGAAUAUGGUUGCUACUGCACUUGCCAGACAGGAUAAAAAAGAAGUGCAGCAUCACAUAUCUAUCUUGCUCUUUGUUGGAUUGACUUGUGGCUGCUUGAUGCUUUUGUUUACAAGAUUCUUCGGUUCAUGGGUAUUAACUGCUUUUACUGGGUCAAAGAAUGCACAUCUCAUACCUGCAGCAAACACAUAUGUUCAGAUUCGAGGCUUAGCAUGGCCUGCACUUCUUGUUGGAUGGGUUGCUCAGAGUGCAAGUCUUGGCAUGAAAGAUUCCUGGGGACCUUUGAAGGCUUUGGCGGUGGCUAGUGUUGUAAAUGGCAUUGGUGAUAUAGUCCUGUGCAGUUUCUUGGGAUAUGGUAUUGCUGGUGCAGCAUGGGCUACAAUGGCCUCCCAGGUUAUUGCAGGAUAUAUGAUGAUUGAAGCUCUGAACAAGAAAGGGUACAAUGCAUUUUCCAUCUCUGUUCCAUCACCUGAUGAACUUCUGACAGUACUUGGGCUUGCUGCUCCGGUGUUUUUAACAAUGAUGUCUAAGGUGGCUUUCUUCUCCCUCCUCACAUAUUUUGCCGCGUCUCUGGGCACCUACUCCAUGGCCGCUCAUCAAGUCAUGUUUCAAACAUUCCUCACAUGUACAGUAUGGGGUGAACCUUUAGCUCAAACCGCUCAGUCAUUUAUGCCUGAGUUAAUAUAUGGAGUUCAUCGAAGUUUGGAAAAGGCUCGAAUGUUGCUAAAAUCUCUAGUCAUCAUUGGAGCAAUACUUGGAUUGCUAUUAGGGGUUGUAGGAACAUCUGUUCCUUGGUUGUUCCCCAGAAUAUUUACACAGGAUCAGAAUGUCAUACAUGAGAUGCACCAAGUUCUUAUUCCAUUCUUCAUGGCAUUAGCUGUCACACCCCCAACUCUCAGCCUUGAGGGAACAUUGCUGGCUGGACGGGAUCUUAAAUUUCUUAGUUUGUCAAUGAGCGGAUGCUUUUCUGUAGCUUCACUUGUACUAUUGCUUGUGACCAGUAGGGGAUAUGGUCUGACAGGCUAUUGGUUCGUUCUUAUUGGAUUUCAAUGGGCUCGGUUUUUCCUCUCACUUCGGCGCCUUCUGUCUCCCAAUGGCAUGCUUUACUCUGAAGAUUUGGGUCAGGGAGAUUUGGAUCAGGGCAAAUUGGAAAAGCUGAGGGCUGCUUAGUUUAGGAAUCCACAUGAACAAAAUGGUAAAUAAAUUUGGCAGGAAUCAAAUUCAUGGUUCUAGCCUACAGAAUUUACAAAUUAUAAAAAAACAUUGACAUUACAUUAUAUCUUUUCUAGGCAAAGAUAAAUUGUGAUUCUGUGCUCAAUGAGGCUAAAAUCAGAAGAAAUGUACGGCCUCAAACUGUGACAUUUGUAUUUUUUUCGACCAAAGCAAGUUAAUUGUUUGUC